GGCGGCCCCAGACAAUGUCCUCUUCGUGGCCUUCUCUGACUUCACACCUGCAGCAGCCCCUGUGACCACCCAUGCCCUAACCUGUCACUGAUUGCUGCCGGCCCAGGAGAUACCCCAGUGCCCUGCUGCAGCCCUGGAGCUAUAUAGUACAUGGCCUGCAGCAGGCCGACGUUCCUCCAACGAGAAUCUGGCCAGGGUGUACAUUGGUGAGCUCCCGCAGGAUUUUCUCCGCAUCACACCCACACAGCAGCAACAGCAGAUCCAGCUGGACGCCCAGGCAGCCCAGCAGCUGCAGUAUGGAGGAGCAGUGGGCACCGUGGGCCGCCUCAGUAUCACCGUGGUGCAGGCAAAAUUGGCAAAGAAUUACGGCAUGACUCGCAUGGACCCCUAUUGCCGCCUGCGUCUGGGCUACGCUGUUUAUGAAACACCCACAGCCCACAAUGGCGCCAAGAACCCUCGCUGGAACAAGGUCAUCCAGUGCACAGUGCCCCCAGGUGUGGACUCGUUCUACCUCGAGAUCUUCGAUGAGCGAGCCUUCUCCAUGGAUGACCGCAUUGCCUGGACCCACAUCACCAUUCCCGAGUCCCUGAAGCAGGGCCAGGUGGAAGAUGAGUGGUACAGCCUGAGUGGGAGGCAGGGUGACGACAAGGAGGGCAUGAUCAACCUGGUCAUGUCCUACACGACACUGCCAGCUGCCAUGAUGAUGCCUCCCCAGCCUGUGGUCCUGAUGCCAACCGUGUACCAGCAAGGUGUCGGCUAUGUGCCCAUUGCAGGAAUGCCUGCUGUAUGCAGCCCUGGCAUGGUGCCUGUGGCCAUGCCCCAACCAGCUGUGACCGCUCAGCCCCGCUGUAAUGAGGAGGACCUCAAAGCUAUCCAGGACAUGUUCCCCAACAUGGACAGAGAAGUGAUCCGCUCUGUGCUCGAAGCCCAGAGAGGAAGCAAGGACGCCGCCAUCAAUUCCCUGCUGCAGAUGGGCGAAGAGUCCUAGAC
Messenger RNA from Nannospalax galili (Upper Galilee mountains blind mole rat), 990 nucleotides. RefSeq names its product toll interacting protein (gene Tollip). Gene Ontology annotation, biological process: ubiquitin-dependent protein catabolic process. Gene Ontology annotation, cellular component: cytoplasm. NCBI's taxonomy places the organism in Eukaryota, Metazoa, Chordata, Mammalia, Rodentia, Spalacidae. The record is from RefSeq and is a predicted model, not a curated record. The transcript has 6 exons. The coding region runs from base 371 to 988 and encodes 205 amino acids. Gene Ontology annotation, molecular function: ubiquitin binding; ubiquitin conjugating enzyme binding.